This is a messenger RNA of Jaculus jaculus (lesser Egyptian jerboa), 1763 nucleotides long. RefSeq names its product phospholipase B domain containing 1 (gene Plbd1). The coding region runs from base 1 to 1662 and encodes 553 amino acids. Gene Ontology annotation, molecular function: glycerophospholipase activity. Gene Ontology annotation, biological process: phospholipid catabolic process. NCBI's taxonomy places the organism in Eukaryota, Metazoa, Chordata, Mammalia, Rodentia, Dipodidae. The transcript is spliced from 11 exons. Gene Ontology annotation, cellular component: extracellular region. The record is from RefSeq and is a predicted model, not a curated record.
AUGCCCCGCCGCAGCCCGCGCGCGAGCCUCGGGCCGCCGUCGCCGCUGCCGCUGCUGCCGCUGCUGCUGCUGCUGUCGCCGCCCGCGGCCGCCCGGGAGCCCCGGUGCCCCGCAGGCGUGCACUGCGCAACUGCAUACUGGAGUCCGUCUGAGAAGACCGUAGAGGUGAAAAACGUUCUGGACAAGAGUGGAGAUGCCUACGGCUUCUACAACAACUCCAUGAACAGCACGGGCUGGGGCGUUCUGGAGAUCAGGGCCGGGUACGGCUCGCAGGCCCUGAGCAACGAGGUCAUCAUGUUUGUGGCCGGCUUCCUAGAGGGCUACCUCACUGCCCCACACAUGUAUGACCACUUCACCAACCUCUACCCGCAGCUGAUCAAGAAACCCUCCGUUAUGGAUAAAGUGCGGGACUUUAUGAAAAAGCAAGAUCACUGGACUCGUAAAAACAUCAAAGAAAACAGGAACGACCCGUUCUGGAGACACACCGGCUACGUCAUGGCGCAGGCGGACGGGCUUCACGUGGGAGCGCUGAAGAGGGCGGCGGCGGCGAAGACCAAGCCCAUGAGUAUGUUCCAGAUUCAGUUCCUGAAUGCCGUUGGAGACCUGCUGGAUCUCAUUCCUGCCUUAACGUCCACAGAGGAUACCAGCAUGAAGGUGUUUAAGAGAUGGGACAUGGGACACUGCUCUGCUCUUAUUAAGGUUCUCCCUGGGUUCGAGAACAUCUUAUUCUCUCACUCAAGCUGGUACACAUACGCAGCCAUGCUCAGGAUAUAUAAACACUGGGACUUCAACAUCAAGGACAAAGACACCAGCAGCAGUCGGCUCUCUUUUAGCAGCUAUCCAGGGUUUUUGGAAUCUCUGGAUGACUUUUACAUUCUCAGCAGUGGUUUGAUAUUGUUGCAGACCACAAACAGUGUGUAUAAUAAGACCCUACUGAAGCUUGUGAUUCCUCAGACUCUCCUGGCCUGGCAGAGAGUCCGUGUGGCCAAUAUGAUGGCCAGUGGAGGCAAAGAGUGGGCGGAGAUCUUUUCCAAGUACAAUUCUGGCACCUACAACAACCAGUACAUGGUCCUGGACUUGAAGAAGGUGAAGCUGAGACGCAGCCUGGACAAAGGCACUCUGUACGUUGUGGAGCAAAUCCCUACAUAUGUGGAAUAUUCUGAGCAAACUGAUGUUCUACGGAAAGGAUACUGGCCGUCCUACAAUGUUCCUUUCCAUGAAAAGAUCUACAAUUGGAGCGGCUACCCACUGCUGGUUCAAAGGCUGGGUUUGGACUAUUCCUAUGAUCUAGCUCCACGGGCCAAAAUCUUCAGGCGUGACCAAGGAAAAGUUACUGAUAUGGCUUCCAUGAAAUAUAUCAUGCGGUACAACAAUUAUAAGACGGACCCUUACAGUAAAGGUGACCCCUGCAGUACCAUCUGCUGCCGUGAGGACCUGAACUCACAGAACCCAAGCCCUGGAGGUUGUUAUGAUACAAAGGUGGCAGACAUGUAUCUCGCAGCUCAGUACACCGCCUAUGCCAUCAGUGGUCCCACCAUUCAGGGAGGCCUCCCUGUCUUCCGCUGGAGCCGGUUCAACCAAACCCUCCAUCAGGGCAUGCCAGAAGCCUACGACUUUGACUUUAUUAUCAUGAAACCAGUUCUGAGCCGUGCCAUCCAAUGAAGGAGCAAGAUGAGGCAUGAAAGCUGGAAACAAGAUACCAAAGAAAGCACUCUGUCAGCUGUUUUCCCCAUCAGUACUCUUAAUAAAAUACAUUAAGUUCA